Molecule: messenger RNA, 2342 nt
Organism: Monopterus albus (swamp eel)
Lineage: Eukaryota; Metazoa; Chordata; Actinopteri; Synbranchiformes; Synbranchidae
Product: WD repeat-containing protein 82-like
Exons: 16
Coding region: 421-2238 (605 amino acids)
Cellular component (GO): Set1C/COMPASS complex
Molecular function (GO): chromatin binding; actin binding
Source: RefSeq, a predicted model, not a curated record
GCGCUACCUCCGGACACUGGCGGCAGUUUGUGCACGGUUUGAGCAGAGGGAGAAAGGUGUUCAAGCCGGAGCUCCAUUUGCUGUGUAUACUCGUUUUUUACUCUACCACUGCUCGGCCCUUUGAAGCAACUGGAUAUAAUGGUGAUUGUAAAACACCGCCCACACGGAAGGUUACGACAUAUAUGUGUGUAUAUACACACGGACGGUAUCCUUUUUACCUCAGGAUUUGUAUUUUGUUGUAAAUUGCGGUAUUUUGUUGUUUUAUUGAGAAUAUAAGCAGCGAAUUCGCUUCAGAUAUCCAGAAAUACAGGACCCAUUCAUUGUUUAAACAAAUUAACAACAGAAUUUACUCUCAGGCGCCAUUAAAAGAUAAACAACUGUUUGGUUUUACACAGUAACGUGAACUAUACAUCUUCAGGCAUGAGGAUCACAGACCGCGUAUUACGGAGUUUCAGGGUUGCUCGGACAUAUAGAGAGAAUUCACAGAAAGUCAACUGUGUGGACUAUAGCCCAAACGGUGAAAAUGCAAUAUCAAGCAGCGACGACGAUUGCAUCGUGUUAUAUGACAUCCAGGAGGGAAAACCCAAACGGACCCUGUUCAGCAAGAAAUAUGGAGUAGACCUCAUCCGCUACACUCAUGGAGAUACACAGACAGUGGUCUACAGCUCAAACAAACUAGAUGAUACCAUUCGAUAUCUGUCUCUCACUGACAACAAGUACAUCCGUUAUUUCCCAGGUCACACUGCGAGAGUUAUUUCUCUCUCCAUGUCACCAGUGGAUGAUAUGUUUGUCUCAAGUUCAUUGGAUAGGACGAUCCGGAUCUGGGACCUGCGCUCUCCAAACUGUCAAGGUCUAACUAAUCCACUAGGAAAGCCUGUAUGCUCCUUUGACCCUGAUGGACUGAUAUUUGCUGCAGGGGUGGACUCACAAGCCAUUAAAUUAUAUGACCGCCGUGCUUUUGACAAGGGCCCAUUUACCACCUUUGAGACCAAGUUUAACAGACAUCGUGUCUGUGACUGGACAGGACUCAAGUUCAGUAAUGAUGGGAAAAUGAUUCUCAUCUCUACAAAUGGAGGGAUGGUUUGUGUCCUUAAUGCGUUCACGGGCUGUUUGGUGCACACCUUUUCUGGCUACAACAACAGUAGAGGCAUCCCGCUGGAGGCCUGCUUCACUCCUGACUCACAGUUUAUCAUGAUCGGCUCAGAGGACGGGAGAGUCCAUGUCUGGAGCACUGACAGUGGGAUGAAGGUGGCUGUGCUGGACGGGAAACAUUCAGGACCCAUCAACACUCUGCAGUUUAAUCCCAGAUACAUGACGUUUGCCAGUGCCUGCACUAACAUGUUGGUGCUAGAUUUGUACAGAGAGCCUGCACAGAGCUGGGACAAAGACUAUGAUCAGUUCUUGGUUCCUCUGCUCACGCCUCAAGAGCCGUGUUACAUUCUCUACCGCCUGGACUCCCAGAAUGCACAGGGAUAUGAGUGGAUCUUCAUCGCCUGGUCACCUGACCAAUCACCAGUGAGGCAGAAGAUGAUGUAUGCAGCAACCCGUGCCACACUGAAGAAAGAGUUUGGAGGAGGUCACAUCAAAGACGAAAUGUUUGGCACAGUCGAGGAGGAUCUGUGCUUCCAGGGGUACUUGCGACACUUAUCCUCCCGUGCCUCUCCAGCUCCACUCACAGCAGCCGAACUGGAAUUACAACGAAUUAAAGUCACAGAGGGUCUUGCAUUUCCAUUACAAGAAGAGACCAAACGAGCUCUGCAGCAACUCAAGCAGAAACGCAUCAACUACAUACAGCUGAGGCUGGAUGUAGAGAAGGAGACCAUUGAGCUGGUUCACACCAAACCUACAGAAAUUCACGAGCUUCAAUACAGGAUUCCUACGGAUUCCCCCAGAUACCACUUCUUCAUCUUCAAACACUAUCAUCAGGGCCAGCUGCAUGAGGCUCUGGUGUUCAUAUAUUCGAUGCCUGGGUACACCUGUAGUAUCAAGGAAAGGAUGUUGUACUCCAGCUGCAAGAACAGGCUAUUGGAUGAGGUGGAGAGAGACUACCAGCUGGAGGUCACCAAAAAGAUGGAGAUAGACAGUGGUGACGGCCUGACAGAAGACUUCCUGUAUGAGGAGGUCCACCCAAUGGAGCACACCUUAAAGCAGGCCUUUGCCAAGCCCCGUGGACCAGGAGGAAAAAGGGGAAAUAAACGGCUCAUCAAGGGUGUGGGGGAAAACGGGGAAGACAGUUAGACACAACACACAACCUGACCCAAUAUCUAUGAAUUGACUUGUUAUUUGACAGUUUAGCUCCUAGCCAUUCUCUCUUUAUUCAUACUUGAAGACAAACAUUUCAU